Molecule: messenger RNA, 2451 nt
Organism: Striga asiatica
Lineage: Eukaryota; Viridiplantae; Streptophyta; Magnoliopsida; Lamiales; Orobanchaceae
Source: the annotation of a GenBank genome assembly
AUAAUCUCGCACAUAUAUCACUCACACUUCACUUCAAAUAAGGGUCAAAAUUCUAUCUGCACAAAACUCAAACUGUCAAAAUCUCUCCGGCGAACGUCCGAUUUCCAGCCUCUCUACAUAUACGUCAAUCCGUGUAUUCGUGCUUGUGAUACCGAAAGUAGUUCUUGACUGAGGCACAAGAAGAUGGCUGCGGAGAGUUCCGCCGCGGCGGCGACCGGUAGAUCUGGCGGCGGAGGAGCAUCGGCGGACUCGUACAUCGGCAGCGUGAUAAGCUUGACUUCGAAGAGUGAGAUCAGGUACGAAGGAAUACUCUACAACAUCAACACUGAAGAGUCCAGCAUCGGCUUACGCAACGUGAGGUCAUUCGGUACGGAAGGUCGGAAAAAGGAUGGUCCUCAGGUCCCUCCUAGUGACAAAAUUUAUGAAUACAUACUAUUCAGAGGAAGUGACAUCAAGUCUCACUAUCCUCGUCCACCAGCUCAGACAGCAAGCAUGCCUGCAGCAGUCCCCAACGCUCCUUUGCCUGACCCUAACUCCCAUUCUUCGCAAAUGGGACUCCCUGGCUCGACUUUCCCUAACAGUCUGCAUUUAUAUCAACCUGGUGGGAACUUGAACUCAUGGGGACCUUCUCCAUCAAACCCAAAUGGCAGUGGCCUGGCCAUGCCAAUGUACUGGCAGGGAUUCUAUGGCACACCUAAUGGAUUGCCCCAACUGCCACCUCAGCAGUCCUUGCUUCGGCCGCCACCUGGCCUGUCUAUUCCACCUUCCGUGCAACAGAUGCAAUUUUCGAGCUUCAAUCCUUCUCUACCAAUGGCAUCGUCUAGUUUGCCGGCUUCAACCCUGCAAGAUAAAGACUCAUCCUUGGUUCCAAACAACACUAGUUCACCUGGUUUGAUCCCUAGUACUUCUUUGACUUCCGCAACGUUGUCUUUGAACGUGCCCCCUCUACAGCCUAUGCCGCUUGUAUCUGAAACACCGAGUAAUCCACUUCAAAACAAAGCUUCUCUAUUGUCUGACUCGAGUAUCCCGACAUCAAUUCCAAGCUCUAGCUUGUCAUCUUUAGCUCAAUUUCCGAAUGCAAUUCCUGAUAAUGCUGGACUACAGUCGGCUGCCAUCAAACCCAGCCCGAUACCUGGCCCAGCAGCCAUGACCCAGCAAAGUAUGUCUCAGCUGGGAACAUCAUCUUUAUCUGGGACAUCUGGUUCUAUUCUUACUGAUAAGAAGGCACCUCCACUUGUAACUCCUGGUCAGCUUCUGCAAUCUGCACCACCUGCUGUCUCUGCACCUCAAGCUUCACAGACAGUGCAGAAGGACGUUGAGGUGGUCCAAGUGUUAUCAAAACCGCCUCCAGAAGCUUUGUUGCCUGUAGCACCCGAAGCUCAGCCGCCAAUAUUACCUUUGCCGGCAAAUACUCGAGCUCAAAAGCCAAACGGAGGUGUUUAUCAUCUGCGUAACAAUUAUAGAGGGCGUGGUGGAAGAGGAUCUGGGAUCUCACGCCCUGUGGCGAGAUUCACUGAAGAUUUUGAUUUCUCAGCAAUGAACGAAAAAUUCAAUAAAGACGAAGUGUGGGGUCAUUUGGGAAAAAAUAAUAAAACUCAAUCCAAAGAUGAAGAAGACGAAAGUGAUGAGGAAGAAGAUUUGCAGGUUGAGGAUGAUACCAAAUUGCCCAAGAUCGAUGUCAAGUCUGUUUAUAACAAGGAUGACUUUUUCGACUCCCUAUCCUGCAAUUCACUGCAAAAUGACCCAAAUCAUGGAAGGACUAGGUAUUCUGAGCAAAUGAAAUUGGAUACUGAGACAUUUGGAGAAUUUUCAAGAUACCGGGGUCGUGGAGGACGUGGGCCUGGCCGUGGUGGUGGUCGGUUUCGUGGGUCGUACCAAGGAAGAGGUUAUGGUGGAUAUGGCGGAUAUGUGGGGAGGGGCCGUGGUGGUAGAGGUAUGCAGAGUCAUUCCUAGAGAAAGAAAAAAAUGGAGCAUUUUGUGUGUUUUGAAUUAAUAGUCGUUUAAUUUAACUUGUAAUGCCCAUUCUGCCCCUCGAGACAAGUCGAAAGUCUUGAACAGAGAAGCAAAGUUUCAGAUCUUGCCUCAUGGGAAGGGGCUGACUUAGUAUAACUUGCUUGUAAUGUAUGUGGGUUUUAACUUAUGGUGGUUUAGUUAAAUGAAGUUGGAUUAUGAACUAUACCUGUUUUUCCUCCUCAUUAUAGGUAGAGCAGAGUUGUUAUUCAUAACUAAGUUGUUCGCGAACACAACUUGGUUCGGCUUGUGAAAGCUCGAGCUUGGUUUGGCUCGGCUUGUUCGUUUAUGUGUAAACAAACCGAGUCUUUGGCUCGAUUAUUAAACAAGCAUGAGUUUGAACACGAUUUGCUCGGCUCGGCUCGAAUAAAACCCCUGCUUAUAGGUUGAAAAUAAUUAUUAGGGAUCGGAAUUUUCUCUUAGUUGUGUUGGAUGUUGGGA